AUGUUCGCCGAGAUGCGCAACGCCCUCGGCAUCAACAAAUCCCAAGACAUUCUCGAGCAUGUCUACAACCUCCCCUCGCCGGAACAACAACACCACGCAAUGGAGCUCAUCCGCGACAUCGAGCGCCGCGCCAUGCUGCAGCAAGUCGCCCAGCCGGGACUGACCGAGCUUAUGGCGUAUCUCGACGCGAAGGGCGUGCGCAAGGGGAUCUGCACGCGCAACUUCGAUACGCCCGUUAACAACCUGCUGAACAAGUUCCUCGCCGGCAGCGUGUUCGCGCCCAUCGUGACGCGGGACUUCCGGCCGCCCAAGCCCGACCCGGCGGGGAUCCUUCACAUCGCGCGGAGUUGGGGUCUGUUGCGCAGCAGCACGGGCGAGACCGGGGUGCCAGCCAAUGCCGAGGAGGAGGAGCAGCGCCGGUCGGCGGAGGAGAGCAGUCACAAGGGGGGAGAGAGCGACGGCGUGGACCUGUUGCAGACCCAGAUAGGGGAGGCGGUUGCCGAUGCGAGCGGGCUGAUCAUGGUAGGCGACAGCAUUGACGACAUGACGGCGGGCCGCAGGGCAGGAGCCACGACCGUUUUACUAGUGAACGACGUCAACCGUCACCUGGCUGACCACGAGCACACGGAUCUGGUGAUCUCGCGGUUAGACGAGCUGAUUGAUGUUCUUGAAAAUGGAUCGCUUUGA
Messenger RNA from Chaetomium globosum CBS 148.51, 687 nucleotides. RefSeq lists its product as uncharacterized. Lineage: Eukaryota; Fungi; Ascomycota; Sordariomycetes; Sordariales; Chaetomiaceae. The record is from RefSeq and is a predicted model, not a curated record. Bases 1 to 687 code for a protein of 228 amino acids. The transcript has a single exon.